Messenger RNA from Megalopta genalis, 1980 nucleotides. The record is from RefSeq and is a predicted model, not a curated record. NCBI's taxonomy places the organism in Eukaryota, Metazoa, Arthropoda, Insecta, Hymenoptera, Halictidae.
UUGUACGUGUGCUUACAUGUAAACCGACUUUCAGAAAUGUACACAAUUCUACAGAAGCAUACGAUCGUACGCAUUAAAAAUUGGUUAUGAACAUACGGAAAAACCUUUGAAUUUCGCAUUCGCUAUUCUGUGAUUUCAGAUAAGAUGAUAUGAUGAUACCAGUACCUCUCCGUGUCGUGACUUAUAAGUAAAAGUGUCGAUAUCCUAAUAUCUUCUGUAUCUUAUACAUAUUUUUAACUUGAUUAAUUUUAAAAAUUACUGCUAAAUUUAAAAAGUGUAAAUAAAUGUACAUAUGUGUGCCUUUAAAAGUUGUUCAUAAUGCCGGAACGAAUUGAAAUUGGGGUUAUUCCUGAUAAUUUAAGACACGAAGAAACAAUUGUUCAAAUAUCAGAAGCUCUGGAUGAAUUAAAUUCUGCAGUUUCUUACAUAUUUGAUUGCAUUGACAAGAGACUUUAUGAAAAUAGUAAAAGAUUAUUAAGUGUUAGAAAUAGGGCUACAAAACUUGAAGAUCAACUAAAAUAUUUGCAAACAAAUUUAAAUUUAAAAGCUGUGAAAAUGUAUUCUGCUGCGAAAUAUCCAGCUAAUCAUACAUAUAAAGAAUAUGAGAUGGCAAUACCAUCUAAGUAUAAAGAUACGCAUGAAAUACCAAAAGCUUACAAAUGUUCUGUAUCUAUAAAAGAAGUGCCUGAAACAUACUUGCCUUCUAACUGUAAAACAGAGGAUGGCCAGUAUGUGGGAAAUAAUAACUUACAAGAGAAGUUACGAUUUUAUCACGUACGCUCCAGGAUGAACAAAGAAGUUUACAUAGACAAUAAUGAAUUAUCAUUUCCUCUCCACCUAUUUUCAAUUAGCGCUCUGCUAUUUGAUAGUAUGGAUAACCCUUAUAACAUAUCCACUAAACAGACUGGUCAUAGAGUAAGUGAAAAGCAAAAAAUUGAAGAUGCACCUGAUUCAAUUAUACAACCAUGGUUAAUGUCAGAAAUGGAUUCAUCUAGUAGUUAUCUCUAUACUCCAACUUUAGGCGAGGUGCCUCAGAUAAAUGUACCACCAAUACUUCCAGAUUUACCUGGUAUUGUCGAUGAUGAAAAAUUCAUUUUAGACCUUAAUUCUCAAAGUCCCAUUGCACCAUCUUCAGCAGUAACGACACCUACUGUCCGACUAGAUCUUCCAACUCCAACUGUUGAUGAAAAAGAUUCGAAUGCAAAGCAUGAACAAAAUGUUCCAAAUUUACCAAGUUUUGCAAAUACCAGUUCUUCUAAAGAUUCUACUGAAGAUACAACAGUAUAUCCACCACCUCCUCCUUCGCCAUUUACCACAUCUGAUGCCUCUAGCUCAGUUUCUAUAAAUUCGGAAAAUAUUCAUAAAUCACCCAUGCCAUCAAUGGCACCUCCAUCACCACCACCACCACCACCACCACCACCGCCUCCACCGCCUCCACCACCACCACCACCUGCAUCAGGAACUGAUGCUACAGACUUUGAAACAAAUUCUGUGAAGAAGAAAAUCAAUGAGGACAAAAAUAAAUCAACGAACUUAGACGACCGUUCAAACUUAAUGGCUGCAAUUCGAAAUGCAGGUGGUAUAGGAAGAGCAAAGUUGAGACAUACAGGACCACCAGAAGAAAAAGGAAAUCGGUGGUCUUCUGCGUCUGUUGGAGGAGAUUUAAUGGCUGAUUUACACGCGAAGCUAGCCCUUAGAAGAAAAGGAAUUGCAGGGUCAGGAGGUAGCGCUUUGGAGAGAAUGUUGAUCUCAAUUCCUCCUCCUCCAAAACCAAAUGAAGCAACUACGUCGGAUAGAAACUCUGCUACUAGUGAAUAUGAUUCUCAGCCGGAUACUGAUGAUUGGGAUGAAGGAAAUGAGCACUAUGGCUUCAAAUACAAAUUAACUUAGACAACUGUAGUACAAAUCAAUUUCUUUCUAUAACAAAGAUUUUAUAAUUGUGAAACACACUAUGGGAAGCCAAAUAAAAAUUUCUCCUAC